GGACUUUGUCGAUGUCUUUCCGAUGUAACAGUUUCCGGUUCACCACUUCCUGAAAAUGGCUGGAAAGUCGAAAAAGAAAACACGUGUUUCCAAUGUGGAAACUAAAUCAGUGGAUGUGCCAAAGAAAAUCAAAGAAAACUUAACAUUAGACAGAAUUGUUUCACUUGGUGGCAAUAAGAAUGACCUGCAACUAGUGGCAGAUUUGGAGGACACUGAAGAGGACAUUGAGGGCUUUAAAGAGGAUUUUGAUGCAGAACCAGUCAAACAUGAUGAGAUCCGUGAUCUCAUAAAGAAACUUGACCUACACAAGUACAGAGGCCAAAGCAUCAUUGCUGAUGAAGAUGAAGCAGAUGAUGAAGAUGUGUCAGCUCCAAAAGAUGAAGACAAGGAUGAAACAGUGACACAGGAGGAACAGACACAGGCUGUAUCCAGUUCAACAAAAAAGAAGAAAAAGAAAAACAAGUUCAAAGUCCAGGAUGAUGAAAUUUCCAGUUCAACUGAUCCUGUGAACUACAGCAUACUGAGGACCAUCAGGGUGGACUGGGAUAAACAUAUUGCUACCUACAAACCCCGCAAGUACCUCCUCCUGAAGGGGACAGAGAGAUGGUAUGACGAGGAUGAGGCCCCCAACACUGGCCAGACACCGGAGUCUGUGGUACAACAGAUGGAGUCAUUUGCGUCGAAGCUGUUGGCUGAUGAGGUGGCUCUCUAUUCAAAACAGCGUGAAAACAGCAAACGGUCGGACACAAAAUGGAUGAAGACUGUGCUGGCGUCUGGCACGUGGUCCGACAAGUUGGCCGCCCUGACACUUCUGGUCGGGGAGUCCCCUGUGCACACUCUUACCAGUAUGGAGAGUCUUGUGAACAUGGCCAGGAAAAAGAGCAAGAGGGACGCAAUGGCUGCUGUUGCGGCCUUGAAGGAUCUGUUCCUGUCUGAUCUGUUACCCAGCCACAGAAAACUCAAAUGUUUUCAUCAGCAAUCUUUGCCGGGACUAGAGAGACUGGCCAGUGGAAACAAGGACACCAUUGACAGGACACUCCUGCUGUGGCAUUUCGAAAAUCAACUGAAGGAGAAAUAUGCUGCAUUUAUUAAAGCUGUUGAUACAAUGUCAUAUGAUACACUGAUAACACCCAAAGAGACAGCUUUAAGUACAAUAUACUACUUGUUGGCCAACAAGCCGGAAGGGGAGAAGGAGCUGCUGCCCAUGUUGGCCAACAAACUAGGAGAUCCAGACUACAAGAUAGCUGCCAAGGCAUCUUACCUGCUAACCAAACUGGUGAGUCAGCACCCAAACAUGAACGCUGUAGUGGCCAGCGCUGUAGAGGUGAUCCUGUACCGGCCGAACAUCUCGGACAGGGCACAAUAUUAUGCAAUGUGUUUCCUCAACCAGAUAGUCCUGGAUGCUGAGGAUGAAGAGCUGGCCUCACAGCUCAUUAAGAUAUACUUCUCCUUCUUCAGGGCCUUUGUCCAGAAAGGGGAGAUUGACAGCAAGAUGAUGAGUGCCCUGUUGACAGGAGUCCAUCGGGCCUUUCCCUAUGCUAAAGGUGAGAAGAGUUACCUGAGCGAGCAGCUGGACAGCCUGUACAAGAUCGUGCACCUGGUCAACUUCAACACUAGUGUCCAGGCUCUCAUGUUGCUACAUCACGUCACAGACUCAAGUGAGACGCUGAGUGACCGGUUCUAUGUGGCGCUGUACAAGAAGCUGGCUGCCCCGGCCCUAAAGACAUCUUCUAAACAAGCCAUGUUCCUCAAUCUCAUAUUCAAGACAAUGCGCACAGACACAUCUCAGAAACGAAUCAAGGCUUUCAUCAAGAGGAUGCUGCAGGUCUGCUCCUACCACAGUCCCCAGUUUGUGUGUGGCGUCCUAUUCAUGCUGUCUGAGGUGAUUAAGAAAAGACCAGACGUCAUCAACUUUUCACAGUCUUUUGAGGACUCCGAUGAUGAGGAACACUUUGUGGACCUGCCAGAGGUAGAUGAGAGGACAUCCCACACAGCAAAGGAAGAAGGGGAGGAGAACCCAGAGGUCAAAGUGGAGGACAUGGUGGAGGUCAAGGUGGAGGACAAGAAGAAUCUCAAGUCCUCGUGGGUUCAUCGGAGAAACAAGCAAGAUAAGAUGACACUGGGGACUUACGACCCGUUCCACCGAAACCCGAUGUACUGUGGUGCUGAUGAGGCUUGUGUCUGGGAGCUGGAGAAGCUGACAAACCACUUCCACCCUUCAGUGGCACUGUUUGCCAAAACACUGCUGCAGAAAUCCCCGAUUGUGUACACAAGUGACCCUCUGCAGGACUUCACUCUCAUCAAGUUUCUCAACAGAUUUGUGUACAAGAACCCCAAGAAGCUGGAAGCAGGUACCAAGAGUGUGAUGAGUGCCAAGCAGUCUGUACCCAAAAAUCAGGUUCCUGUGACCAGUGACAGUUUCAUAGACAGAGACGAGAACAGCAUCCCUGAAGACGAGAAGUACUUGUACAAGUACUUCAGCCAGAAAUCUGUGAGAGAUAAGUUGAAAGGGAAAGAUGACGGCAGUGAUGUUGACAGUGUCAGUGACGGAGAGUUUGAGGAAUACUUGGAUAACUUUGAGCGAGGAGCUGACCAAGGGGAGGACUUCUUGGACUUUGACUUCGCAGGGGAGUUUGGCAAAAGGAAGAGUAAAAGUAAGAAAAGCAACAAAACUGCAGAUGUAGAUGAAGAAGACAGUGAUGAUGAUAUUGAUGAUGCUGACGAUGAUCUGUCCGGGGAAGAGAUGGAUCUAGAUGAUGAUGACUUGGCUGCUGAGUUUAAGGCGGAGAUGGAGGAUGCAUUGGGAGAUGGGGAAGAGGAAGAAUUUGAUGAAGAGGAAGUGGAUUUCUCAGAUGAAGAUGGCUUGGAAGGUGUGAGUAGUCGAAAGAGAGGAGCUGAUAUUGGUGAAGACGACUUCAUGCCCACUCAGCGAAAACGAAAGAAGGACAAGUCUAAACACGACAGUGGGAGUCUGUUUGCUGCGGCGGAGGAGUUCUCCCACCUGCUGGACACUGAGGGGGGUGGGGGUCAGGCCCUGCUGGCAGGGGGCACCCACGACAUGUCCAACACAGACAACUCAAGUGCAAAGCAGCUCAAGUGGGAGGCUCGGAGGGACCAGUGGAUCAAGGGGGACUCCUGGAAGUCUCGGCGGGGACAGAAGGGGGGCAAGGGAAACUUCAAGCCAAAAGGGGGAGUCAAGUCUAAGGGGGGAGUCAAGUCUAAGGGAAACUUCAAGCCAAAAGGGGGAGUCAAGUCUAAAGGGGGAUUCAAGUCUAAGGGGGGGAAGAAGAAACCAGGGAAAAAGUAGUGAUUGGUGUGACUGUCAUUGUUUAUCAGCUGUUGAAGUAUUUCCGUCAUGUGGUUGUUAUGUUAUGACUAACAGUGACGACAGGGCAUUGUCACUGUAUUGUACUGUGAGAUAUGUGUACAAAACACUUUGUGAAUAAAGUCAUGUAUAUAUUGA
This is a messenger RNA of Haliotis rubra (blacklip abalone), 3463 nucleotides long. Its product is annotated as CCAAT/enhancer-binding protein zeta-like. Gene Ontology annotation, cellular component: nucleus. The transcript has 28 exons. The coding region runs from base 56 to 3307 and encodes 1083 amino acids. The record is from RefSeq and is a predicted model, not a curated record. Lineage: Eukaryota; Metazoa; Mollusca; Gastropoda; Lepetellida; Haliotidae.